Helianthus annuus (common sunflower) is the source of this 2080-nucleotide messenger RNA. RefSeq names its product cytochrome P450 71A1. NCBI's taxonomy places the organism in Eukaryota, Viridiplantae, Streptophyta, Magnoliopsida, Asterales, Asteraceae. The record is from RefSeq and is a predicted model, not a curated record. The transcript is spliced from 2 exons. Gene Ontology annotation, molecular function: iron ion binding; monooxygenase activity; oxidoreductase activity, acting on paired donors, with incorporation or reduction of molecular oxygen.
AAUAGAAGAACCCACGGGAUUUCGAGUACUUAGCGGGCGUUCAUUGUUUAGAAGUCUUAGCUUUUUGCUUCCGCUGUGCAAUGAAGAUACCGGUCCAGUCACGCCAGCUCUGAUAUUUCGGGGUGUGACAAAUAAAUGCUCCCGAACCUAAAUUCACUUGGCUAGCCCGAGUAGGCUCAAGCUUAGUUAUAAAUUAUAAGUACAUAAAAUUGUGAUGCCUCACUUGAAAGACUCAUCCCACACAUGAUACCCUGUUCCUAGGGGGCAUGAGCUGGCUAUUUUCGCAAGUCAUUUUGGUCUUUGGCCAUUUUGGUAAUUUUCCCCACGAGAUAAUUAUAUAUUGUUCCCCACGAGAUAAUUAUAUAUUGUAGCUAUCACAUUAAUGAACGACACAAAAUAAGACGUACAUGGAUGACUUUUCAAAAAGAAGCAGCGUCUCAUGUAAAUUAGGACCACCUCCAUUAUAUAAGUUAGGACCAAAGUUUUCAUAUGAACGUAAUUUUCAUAUGAAUGUAAAAAUGGUUGAGUUUGUGAUAAUUAUAUCAUCAGUCCUGGCGCUAAUCCUAGUGUCCAUCCUUGCUAAAUUUAAAAGCUUUAGAUCAAAUCUUCCACCAGGCCCUUCAGGCCUUCCUAUAAUCGGAAACUUGCACCAACUACACACCAACCACCUUUCCGACCACCUAUGGCAACUAUCAAAACGCUACGGUCCACUCAUGUCCUUACGGCUUGGUCGGGUCAAAGUGGUGGUUGUUUCUUCAGCACAAAUGGCAAAAGAAGUCCUGAAAACAAACGAUGCGAUCUUUUGUAGUAGGCCGGUAUUCACGGGGCAGCAAAAGAUCACUUAUGGCUACAAGGGUUUGGUUUUGACCCCUUAUAAUGAAUAUUGGCGAGAAAUGAGAAAGAUUUGCACCCUUCAUUUGUUCACGUCGAAAAAGGUGCAAUCUUUUCGUUUUGAUCGUGAGGAAGAAGUUUUCCUCACGAUCAAAAGGAUAAUAUCUCAAAUCACUACUCCAGGUUCACCUGAAGUAGUGGUUAAUUUAAACGAGACUAUAAUGACUCUUACAAGUACAAUUAUUUGUAGAGUCGCUUAUGGUUUGAGGCAAGGAUAGGAAAUGAGCCGAUUCCAUGAGCUUCUUUUGGAGUGUCAAGCGGUGUUGGUUAACUUCUAUUUUCGGGAUCAUUUCCCAUUGAUGGGGUGGCUUGAUCAUCUAAAUGGAAGCAUGGCUAGGCUAGAGAAGAACUUCAACGAUAUGGAUGUGUUUUACCAAGAUCUUGUUGACAAGCAUUUGAAUCCCAAAGGACCCAAACUGCAAGAUGAUAUUGUGGACAUCUUACUUCGGCUUAAGAAGGAUGAUUCGUGUUCAUUUGGUCUCACUUUCGACCACAUCAAAGCAAUACUUAUGGAUAUUUUUUUGGCAGGUACCGAGACAGUUGCGUCAACCGUUGUUUGGGCUAUGGCUAUGCUCAUUAAGAAUCCAAAAGCUUUGAAAAAGGUUCAACAAGAGGUAAGAAAUGUUGUUGGAAACAAAGGGAAUGUUGAUGAGGAUGACCUACAAAAACUCGAUUAUCUAAAGGCAGUAAUAAAAGAAUCACUCAGAUUAUACCCGGUUGGACCUCUUUUGAUACCACAUGAAACCAAUGAUAAAUGUGUUUUAGCCGGGUACACGAUUCCAAAAAAGACUUUGGUUUAUGUAAAUGUGUGGGCCAUUGGCCGUGACCCUAAUAGUUGGGAAAACCCUAAUGAGUUUGAGCCAGAAAGGUUUAUGAGAAGUAGUAUCGAUUACAAUGGUUCGGACUUCAAGUUCAUCCCGUUUGGGUCAGGUCGAAGAGGGUGCCCUGGCAUGUUACUUGGAGCUACAACAUUGGAAUUGAUCCUUUCGAAUCUUAUCUACGUGUUCGAGUGGAGCUUGCCUAAUGGGAUUAAGAGAGAGGACAUUGACACAUUGACGGCUCCCGGAUUUGUUCUUCACAAGAAAAAUGCCCUUAAACUUGUUGUUAGCUAUCCAUGAUUGUCAUCUUUGCAUCCGUUUUGCGUGUAAUGUCAUUGUUAAAAUGAAAUAAUAAAAUAAAAUAAUAAUAA